CCGAGUUUUAGAAUGCUCAGUUUGUCCGGAAGUCUCACUGUCAUCAAUUCGUCGGUGUGUUCAUGGUCAUAUCAUUUGUGUUGGAUGUAGAUCGAAAACACGUCAAAUCGAACGUCAAAUCGUCAAACAGAAGAAAACGUCUGCUAGGAUUUUACAUGAUUGUUUAUGAUUUAUUCAUUAUCCAACAACGCAAAUAGUUCUUAACUAAUGCCAGUAAACGUUAAUUUAAUUGAAGUUUAUAGCAUUAAAAAACGUGCGAUUUAUAUCUUCGAAAUGUAUGUCUUAUGUAAAGAAAUCGAAUACGAAAUUUGAGAGUGAUCACAGUUAUUAUUUACUAAUAAUUCCUACGUUUGAUCAAUAAACUUGUUAAAUAAACUUUGUUCAUUGCCUCGGCCACGCUGCUGUAUAGUUAAAAUCGACGCGGUAGCUUUUACCCUCUUGUAGUACAAGAUAUUUACUCUAGAGUGAGCCACAUGCUUAUACUGGUUCACAAUGUUCAUAUACUGGUCAUGCAUGUUUUUCACAUUUGUAAGUAGGUCAUAAUUUUUGAUGUUCUUUUUCGAUUCUUUCGCAAAUUUUCAAAAUAGGUUCGGAAUAAUUUAACUUAAAAUUGAUAAAUACGAGAAUAUUCCAAGAUUUUGUGCUAAAAUUCGAUUAUCUCAAAAAGCUUGUGAGAAAUAUACAAAUUUCAGAUACGUGGAUAUAAUACGUGUAAAAAUGAUAUCAGUUGAUUUUAACAAAGUAGCUAAUGUUGAAGUUAAAAAUGAGAAUGAUAUAUCAACAUCAGAAGUAAUUCAAACAAAUAAUGAUCGAAAUCUAAAUACCUCAACUGUUGCAAAAGUUGAUGAUGAAACUGUGGUUUCUUCAGAAAUAUCCACUAGCAAUGAAGCAUUAUACUCUUUCUGUAAAGAAAAAAGUAUAGUGAAUGCUCUAACUGUUGGAGAAGAGGGUACUAUCGAAAUUCAGACAGAAAUAAAGGAGAAUAUAUAUGGUUGUACAUUAUUGCCUAAUAGUUCAGAACCUGAUUAUGGAAAAUUAGUAGUUGAUUUGCCUAGAAUGUGCUCGCAAAUAGCAAAAUCUUCAACUCAUAGACCAAAUGUAGGAGAUUUAAUAUGUGGUCAAAAAAUGAAUGAAGAAUGGGUUAGGGGAUAUAUUGUAUCUCAGCUACCAUACCUAAAAGUGGCUGUUAUAGACGAAGCUGUAAUGGCAACAAUUAAUAACAUUACUACAUGCGAUGAAAUCUCUUCAGAUUUUUGUGCAUUUGGUGCACUAUGUGAAGUAACUGAUGCUGGGCAUAAAUUUGAAGAAGGUGAUGUAUAUGAGUUUAAAGUAACAGGCCAGACAAAUAAUAACGAGCAAGGCGGAUAUGAAAUAUUAAUUCUUACGGAUGAGGUAAAAGCUACUGUAAAACCUUGGAUUCCAACGCCGGAACAAUUGGGAGUACCAUGUGCUGAAGUGGAUAAUGAAACUGAAGUAAUCGUUACUGGUUAUCGAAAUCAUAUACAUCUGUAUGUUCGUCCCAUAAAUACUGUAGGUUUGGAACACUAUAACCAUGUUAUGCAACUUGUUGCACAAUGCGCUGAAACAUCACCAUUUUUAAAAGAACCACCAGCUAUUGGGGAUAUAGUAAUAGCUCAGUCUGCUGACAAAAAAUAUUAUCGUGCAUUUGUUACUAGGGUAGAAGAUGGUAAUAUUACAACUUUAUAUCUUGAUGUUGGUAAAAAAGAAGUUACAGAUAUGAAGAAGCUUAAGAUUAUACCUGAUGAUUUGAAGGAGUUCCAAUAUUGUAUGACAAAGGUCAUACUAAGAGAUGUUCCUAGAGAUAUUCCUCUGUUGGAAGAAAUAGAUGAAUUUCUGGCUUGCAUAGUGACAAAUGAAAUUCCUCUGUUAUGUACAUAUGAUGGUAUACCUUCCUUAGACGGUGUAUAUCUGAAAUUUUUUGAUGGAGACACCCUUAAUAAUAUGAUAUGUAAAUUUAUCAAACCUAAGGGAGCUGCUGAGUAAAUAGAAAAAUGAACCUCAGAAUUAGUUCCUCCCAAUACCUGUAUUAAAGUAAAAAUUAUUGAGCAUGAUCUGGAACCUGGAAUGUAUAAUGUGAAAUUAACAUUGGUUAAAGCCAAGUUAAUUGAAGAAUGUUUAAUAUCAGCUCAGGGGGAAAAGAAGAAACACAAAAAGAAAACAUGCAUCUUAUUAUGCAAAAAGAGAACAUAUUAUUUAUAAUGUUUGAAGCUAGAAUUGAGAUAUUUUUAGUUAAAAUAGUUAAAACAUGAUGUUUCUUGAAAGUAUUUUAAUAUUUUUAGAAGACAUUCCACACCUUGAUAUUAUUGCACCUUUUGUUAUUUAACAGUUCAAAAAUUUGAUAUCUUAAGUUAGAAAUUGCAAUGUGUCACUCAAUUACUAUGUAAGGUCAGUACUUUUUGAACACAUUUUUUGUAUUUACUUUUGUCAAUAUUAUGUUUUAUUUCCGUGAAUCUCUAUAUUCUACAUACCUUUUGCGAGACCUUUAUUUUGUGUACAAUUUACAAUAAAUAUUAAGUGAAAAUAAAGAGUUCGCUCAGUGUACUUAAUUCCAUACUGAAAGAUGAAUUUGUUGAUUGUGAUAAUCCUUUCACUAAUAAAACUUAUGAAGUUUUAGAAGUUAAUUUUAUAAUAGGUAUUUUCUGUGAGUUCAGUACAUAAUUUAAUUGAAGUUAUAGCUGAUUUAACGAUUUAUCAUUCUAACCUAUCUUACAAGCAGCUUACUAAGCUUACUGCUCGAUGUGUCUGUUCAGAUGACAGAUCAUUGUAAGCAACUGCCCGAUUUAAAUAAUACGAGGCUUCCAAACGAUAGGAAUAAUAAAUAAUGAAUGUUCAAAUAAGACACCCUUACGAGGGUCUAUUGCAUAAGUAUACUAAUGCCAUGAAAGGAUGGCAAUAUCGUCGGUUUAUACUUGUAUCAGAGACUGGAAAAUGUCAUGUAAUGUAACACCUCAUCAGUUACAAGCUCGUUUAUUAUGGUAACCAAAGUAAAAUACUUAUGUCAGCGUUUAUUCAUCAAUACAGGUUACAUAUAUAAUAAUUAAUUAUUAUUAAUAAGACGUUCGCUAUUAAAACGUAAAUGUUUCCGUAUAAGUAAUACAUUUAUUCCAUUCUGUAAAGAAAACAUUUCUUUCGAAUUCAUAUUUAUAUCAAUGUUAAAGUAAAAGGAAAAGGUCAAGACUGCAAUUCCCUCGGAGAAUAAAUGUCAAGGACACGAAAUUAGGUGAAGGUGCACAAGCGAGUGUUUUAACGUGUUUAGAGAACAGACUCGAUCAGUUUCAUUAUUGCGUGGCCCUCGUGAACAUCAUAACAUUUACAUGUU
Bombus pascuorum is the source of this 3340-nucleotide messenger RNA. RefSeq lists its product as uncharacterized. The coding region runs from base 718 to 2004 and encodes 428 amino acids. NCBI's taxonomy places the organism in Eukaryota, Metazoa, Arthropoda, Insecta, Hymenoptera, Apidae. The transcript is spliced from 6 exons. The record is from RefSeq and is a predicted model, not a curated record.